AUGUCAGUUUAUGUUACCAUCCCAUAUCCGACCGAAAAUCUGGAUGUAUUACUUUGUCGGCUUGAAAAUUGUUAUGGAGUAUCUGCAGCAUUAUCUCAAGAUAAACUUAAAAUAUGCGGAACUGCAGAUAAACUGAAUGCAGCUCAAGAUUACGCACUGCGUUUUAUUAGUCCAGAAUCGGUUUCAAUUAGUACGAUUACUUCAAUGGAUUGUUUGGAAUUAUUCAGUAAUCCAACAAUAAUUUAUCAUUUUGAACUGACGUACAAUAUUGUCAUAAUUAUUAAAAAAUCUAAUGUAUUGAUCAUUAAAGGAUGUGCACUUGGAAUCAAACGUUUUUCACGAAUUUUACAUUUAUUAGAGUCAUUUUUAGAAGUCAAAUGUGCUCAUUUAAGCGAUUUAAAAGUCUCAAUUUUGAAGACAUUAUGUGAGAAGUAUUCCGUGAACUAUAAUGGUUUACAGUGCACUGACGCAAUGAAGCUAGCUCUCAUAAAUUAUUUCAUUUCCUUAGAAAAACCUGAGGCUACUGUAACUUCUGAUAGUCUCUUAGUUGAUUCAGCAGUCGAAAAUGUACAUUUUGUAGAGGCUUAUCGUAAGUGUGAAGCAAGUAACUCAGAAUCAAUUAAUCUAGAUAAUGAAUCGAACCAAUUGUCUUUAUUAACGAAUUCUUCUAAGAUAAAGUCAGAUAAAUCAUUACAACCUCGCUUAAGACCCAUUAUAAUUGACGGUAGUAAUGUGAGUUUCGCCCAUGGAAAACAAAAAGAAUUCAGUGUUCAGGGAAUUCGUCUAGCCUUAGAUUACUUCAAAAAAACACAUUAUCAAGGCAAAGGUGGACGUUAUUUCGAUGAACUUGAGCAUUCUGGUAUGUUGACUUAUACACCAUCACGAACUUUGAAUCAAGAAAGACAAGCAGUGUAUGAUGAUCGCGUAAUCUUGCAGUUGGCAGCUGAUAAGAAUGCAGUCAUCAUAUCCAAUGAUCAAUAUCGUGAUCUUAUGUCGGAAAAUGCUAAAUUUAGAAAACUUAUUGAAACAAGACUACUUCCAUACGUAAUGUCAGGGAACACAUUUCUUCUUCCUGAAGAUCCUUACGGCCCUAAAGGUCCAUCCUUAUCUGAAUGUUUAACAAUAUCAAAUUCAACCAAGGAUUAA
This is a messenger RNA of Schistosoma mattheei, 1146 nucleotides long. The record is from the annotation of a GenBank genome assembly. Lineage: Eukaryota; Metazoa; Platyhelminthes; Trematoda; Strigeidida; Schistosomatidae.